Diospyros lotus (date-plum) is the source of this 1384-nucleotide messenger RNA. RefSeq names its product E3 ubiquitin-protein ligase ATL6-like. The transcript has a single exon. The record is from RefSeq and is a predicted model, not a curated record. Bases 67 to 1173 code for a protein of 368 amino acids. Lineage: Eukaryota; Viridiplantae; Streptophyta; Magnoliopsida; Ericales; Ebenaceae.
CCGUAUAAUAACAAAAUAUUAUUUGAAUGCAAAUCGCGGGAUCUAAGGCCGUUACCUUUGCAGACCAUGACUAAUUUCAGCCGUCGGACCAUCCACGUCGAAGUCCCGAUGCUGCUGCUUCUGCUACUGUUAGCGGCGGCGCAGGCGCCUUUCGCGGCCGCGCAGGCGAGUCCGGACUCGCCUUCGGACUACUCGUACUCCAACGUCGAUCCGUCAAUGGCGAUCGUGAUCGUGGUCCUCGUGUCCGCCUUCUUCUUCAUGGGCAUCUUUACCAUCUACAUCCGCCAGUGCUCCAGGGAAGCCGGCGCCACGGGGAUCCCCGGUCAGGCGGCAGCAGGGAACUUCCCGCUGUCCUCCCGCGGCCUGGAGCCGGAGGUGAUCGAGUCGUUCCCAAUUUUGCAUUACUCGGAAGUGAAGGAACACAAGAUCGGGAAGGGAGAUUUGGAAUGCGCCAUCUGCAUAAACGAGUUCUCGGAUGACGAGACUCUCCGGUUGCUGCCUAAGUGCGAUCACGUGUUCCAUCCAGAGUGUAUCGACGCUUGGUUGGCUUCUCACACAACUUGUCCCGUCUGCCGAGCGAGUCUCGUGCUGAGUGCGCACGAACUCUCAGGUGCUGCCGCGCAAGGAACGGCGGCGAAUCCGAUUGACUCGACAGCCGAGCACAAUUUCAGUUCCGAAAUCGGCGAAGUACAAGAUCAAGCGCAAAGCCGAAAUCAAGUUUCAAUUACUGUUGACGAAGAUCGAAACAGAGCUCCGCAAGUGAUCGAAACUCCAAAACCAAAUGCACAGAGAGUGGCGAAGUUUCCGCGAUCGCACUCGACCGGUCACUCAUUGGUUCUACCGGGAGAUAACUGCGACAGGUACACUCUGAGGUUACCGGAGGAGGUGAGGAAGCAGAUCGUAGAACGGAGCCUGCAGCGCACGACCAGCUGUGUCGUCGCUGUAGGCUACAGGACCGGCGGAGACGGGAGCAGUCGCGGGAGGCAGAUCGGCCGGAACGACCGGAUUGUGCGGUCGGACCGCUGGAUCUUCACAAAAACGCCGGCGUUUUUCUCCAGGAACCGAUCCGUUUUGUCGGCGAAGGUGGGCGUUGACGUAGACCUAACGGCGGUAGAGUCUGUAAAGGCGCGGGGCGAUGGAGCUGAUCUAACGGCGAGUCAUCUUCCAGUUUAAAUUUGGAGCAAAUUGGGAAUUUCGCAUUGCCGGGGCAGGAUUAGCUGCUGUCAGAGCAAGACAUUCCCAUCCAUCGAGAGAGCAGCCAGUAAUUGCCGUCGUUGUAGGGUUUGCAAAGCUGUAAAUUUCCUUGCCCGAAUUUUUUUUGAAUUAAUUUAUUUACAUUUGUUGAAAUACAUUAGCAGCAUAAUAAAUUUUAUAAUUUGAGACA